AUGAAUGGUAAAAAUUUACCUCAAGAAAAGGAAAAGAUGAAACAAUUCGUCAAACACUCUAAUUGGAAAGUCACACCCGAAUACUUCCAUACUACUAAUAAGAGCAGUAAGAAAGUGCUGACGCUGUCAGCGAUGAUGAGCAGGCCGCCGACCGGAGGGCGGUUCAGGGAGACAGUGGACCAAAACGACACGGCGGCUCUGCUUUAUUCUUCUGGAACGACAGGGGCCAGCAAAGGCGUGAUGUCGUCUCACCGCAAUCUGAUCGCGACUGUCCGGACGGUCCUGGGGAGAAUCGACGCGCAAGUACAAGAUGAGUUGCAGACGUUUUUAUGUACGGUUCCGAUGUUCCACAUCUACGGCCUGAUCACGUUCGCCACCGGGAUCCUUGCGUCAUGGUCCACCAUCGUGAUCCUCUCCAGGUUCGAUAUGCACGACAUGCUCUCGGCGAUUGGGAGGUACAGAGUUACUUACCUACCCCUGGUGCCGCAGAUUCUGGUGGCGCUGGUGAACGGCGCGGAUGAGAUAAAGUCCAAGUACGAUCUAAGCUCGCUGCACUCGGCCAUUUCCGGUGGGGCCCCUCUCAGCAAGGAAGUGAUUGAUGGGUUCUUGAAGAAGUUUCCUAAGGUCAGCAUUCUUCAGGGGUAUGGGCUGACAGAGUCAACGGGGAUCGGAGCUUCAACGGACACGGUGGAGGAGAGCCUGAAGUACGGCACGGCGGGGAAGCUGGCGCCGAGCAUGGAGGCGAAGAUUGUGGACCCCGAUAGCGGGAAGGCUUUAGCGCCAAAUGAGACCGGUGAGCUUUGGCUCAGGGGUCACAUCAUGAAAGGGAAUUUCUACAACGAUGAUGCCACUGCGUCAACGCUUGAUUCGGAAGGAUGGUUAAGGGCCGGAGAUCUUUGUUACAUUGAUGAUGAUGGAUUCAUCUUUGUAGUUGAUAGGUUGAAGGAGCUGAUUAAUUACAAGGCAUUUCAGGCCCCAGCGGAAUUGGAGGCUUUGCUCAUCACUCAUCCCCAAAUUGCUGAUGCUGCUGUUAUACCAUUUCCUGAUGAAAAGGUCGGGCAGUUUCCGAUGGCAUACGUGGUAAGAAAAGCCGGAAGCAAUUUAUCAGAGACGGCUGUCAUGGACUUCAUAGCUAAACAGGUGGCUCCGUACAAGAGAAUUAGGAAGGUGGCGUUUAUAGGUUCUGUACCGAAAAAUCCAUCUGGCAAGAUUCUACGAAAGGAUCUCAUUCAGCUUGCAACUUCUUCUCCUUCCAAACUAUAAAGAAGUCGACGAAACACCAUCUGGGAUCGAUAGCUAAGCUUGCUAGAGUCAUUUUUUUUACAGGCAAUUCAGUUUUAUAUAAGGGCAUUCCACUAGUUUAGGUCAUCAUUUUGAAACACAACCAAGUAACCCACCUGCAGGGCUGCAGGCAUUGCAUGCGCUCUUCUUAUACUCUAUAUCAUUUUACUGUAUAUGAUAGCUAUGGCCUAUGUUAUAUAUGUUUGUCUGGUGG
Messenger RNA from Argentina anserina (silverweed cinquefoil), 1495 nucleotides. Its product is annotated as 4-coumarate--CoA ligase-like 5. Lineage: Eukaryota; Viridiplantae; Streptophyta; Magnoliopsida; Rosales; Rosaceae. Gene Ontology annotation, molecular function: CoA-ligase activity. Gene Ontology annotation, cellular component: peroxisome. The record is from RefSeq and is a predicted model, not a curated record.